AUGGCCGACGAGACCGCCCUCGACGAGACCGCGGCCGACGAGACCGCUGUCGACGGGGCUUCCGCCGACGGGAAUGCCGUUGACGAGACCGCCGCCGACGGGACUGCCGCCGACGGGUUCACGGGCGAAGAGGGUUCAGGAGCCGAGGGCUCUGCCGGUGAGACGACUGCCGACGGGUCUUCCGUAGACGAGGCUCAAGUCCAGAAGCGAUCCACCACCAAAGGCUCUAAGAAGAAGGUGUCCACCGGCGAGACCUCUACCGGCGCGACUACUGCUGAUGAGACCUCUACCGGCGCGACCACCGCUGAUGAGACCUCCACCGACGAGACUUCUACCAGCGGGGCAUCUACCGGCGCGACCACCGCUGAUGAGACCUCCACCGACGAGACUUCUACCAGCGGGGCAUCUACCGGCGCGACCACCUCUGAUGAGACCUCUACCGGCGCGACCACCGCUGAUGAGACCACCGCCGACGAGACCUCUACCGGCGCGACUACUGCUGAUGAGACCUCUACCGGCGAGACCUCUACCGGCGCGACCACCGCUGAUGAGACCUCUACCGGCGAGACCUCUACCGGCGCGACCACCGCUGAUGAGACCUCUACCGGCGCGACCACCGCCGACGAGACCACCGCCGACGAGACCUCUACCGGCGCGACCACCGCUGAUGAGACCUCCACCGACGAGACUUCUACCAGCGGCGCAUCUUCCAGGAAGACCUCGGCGAGCAAAACCGGUUCGAAGAAGACCACCUCAAAGAAGACUGCUGCCAAGGGGGCCGCUGCUGACGACACUGCCGCGGAGUCCGUAUAG
Colletotrichum chrysophilum is the source of this 813-nucleotide messenger RNA. RefSeq lists its product as uncharacterized. Bases 1 to 813 code for a protein of 270 amino acids. NCBI's taxonomy places the organism in Eukaryota, Fungi, Ascomycota, Sordariomycetes, Glomerellales, Glomerellaceae. The transcript has a single exon. The record is from RefSeq and is a predicted model, not a curated record.